Molecule: messenger RNA, 1078 nt
Organism: Zingiber officinale
Lineage: Eukaryota; Viridiplantae; Streptophyta; Magnoliopsida; Zingiberales; Zingiberaceae
Exons: 3
Coding region: 520-1050 (176 amino acids)
Source: RefSeq, a predicted model, not a curated record
GAUUUAGCUGGUGUUUCGAUUAUUGGUUUGUUUGUUCAUUUAUUUAUUUUGAGGGAGUCCUGUAGUUUUCCCUGGUUUAUUUUUAUUAUUAUUUAUCCUUUCCUGGCACUGUCGAGGCAUCUUUUCCCUUGAUAUAUACUUGAACUGCACUUGCCAAGGCAUUGGGAUUUGUUUGGCGUGCUCAUGUCAUGAGUGACCAUUAAAAUAUUCUGGUGAGAGACUGAGGAGAAUCUUCAAAUCCUACAUCUUCCUUGGCGGAUUGGGCAUGUUCAGGUUAUCAUUCCAAGCAAGUUUUGGCUUCAGGUUUUGAGAGAAGAACAGAAUUCUGCCUAGGUCGAUAAGGAAGUUGUCUCAGAGUAAAGGUGACAGGACGCAGCAACCAACAUUGGUAGUUGACUUGCAAUCUGAAACAUAUACAGAAGUCAACUGCUCUCGGCAUCAUUUCUUGGAAGAAUAGCCGAGAAUCAGGAAAACAUUCAAAUCGAUUCAAGCAGCCGACCUCAAUCAGAUACAAGGACGAUGGAGGGAUUCAUCGAUCAGUAUGAGAAAGAACCCAUGUCGAUGAAAACGGUGAUGCUGAAGCAGGAAGAAACUUUUAGACAACAGGUCCAGGAGCUCCAUCGCUUGUAUCGAACUCAGAAGAUGUUGAUGAGGGAUGCAAAACUAGAUCGAGAAUCCUGGAAACCACUUCACAGUAACUCAAGCCAGAGAACACUCGAAGACAAUGAAGACCUGAAGCUCGAUGCUGAUGAAGAGAGUGACCUGGAGUUGACGCUUGCCACGGGAAGCUACGGAACUCAUAGGAAGAAGAGAAGUGCAUCGAACACUUCAGAAUCAGGAUCGAGUUUUUCUUCUUCACCGCGUGAAUCAGGGUCUGUGAAGCACCCAAACCCUGACUGGGCAGUGCCAGAUGACUCCACGAGGAUCGGAGGUGGAAGAAAGGGCACAGUCUUCAAGAUUGAGCAAAUGAGACAUGACGGAUUACAGCAGCCUUCUUGGCUCUUUUCAUGUAACAAGCAACAUGACAUGGUAGCUUCUUUUGGAUUGUAAUAAUAAUACCACCAUAUUCAAACUCUCA